Penicillium cinerascens is the source of this 1011-nucleotide messenger RNA. RefSeq lists its product as uncharacterized. Gene Ontology annotation, biological process: sphingolipid biosynthetic process; inositol phosphoceramide metabolic process. Gene Ontology annotation, cellular component: inositol phosphoceramide synthase complex. The record is from RefSeq and is a predicted model, not a curated record. Gene Ontology annotation, molecular function: inositol phosphoceramide synthase activity. Bases 1 to 1011 code for a protein of 336 amino acids. The transcript has 3 exons. NCBI's taxonomy places the organism in Eukaryota, Fungi, Ascomycota, Eurotiomycetes, Eurotiales, Aspergillaceae.
AUGGCUAACUCUCUUGGAAAUAAAAGCCACAGCGAAGAAGCAACGAGGCAUGACGCUUUAGAACGUGGCUUGACUACAGGCUCUUCCGCUCCGAUCCUGACUGUAGCAGUCGUUGCUAUAUUUAGCAUCGGCACCUGGAUCAACCGGAGGGGGAAGUCUUAUCAAAUGGGGAACAGCCGUACACGGUUACUCAAAAACGAUGAUUCCGAAAGUGAAGAAUAUGUUGCUGAGAAUGAGCAUGGCGCCGUUAAAACGCAUCACACAAAGCCUAGGCAGACGAUUCAUUUUCGACUAUUGAGGCAGUUUCCAUUUCCGUUGGAGAUAAUUUACUGGCUGCUGGUCUACUGGAAAGCCGAACACCUUGCGAUUAAGCUCCUCUCCGUCGAACGUCUCCUCCAUAUCGACAUCGAACUCUCCAUCCAGCAAUUCAUGCUUAAUAAGAUCCCAAGGCUAAUGGAUCAACUUGCCCGCGUCUAUUAUUCCCACAUCGUCGUCGGAGUCAUGUUCUAUCUCUACUGCUAUUCUUUCAUGGUGCGCAGUCAGUACAAGGAAAUCCCACGCACGCCAGCUCUGGAAAAUAUCAUCGCGUUCGUGGUCCUCUCGCUUUGGAAAUGUGCACCGCUGCGUCUCCUCCCCAAAGAAUAUGGCCUCAUCGAAGUUCUCCACAAGGAUAACUCGGGCUCUACGUGGACGCAUAACAAGUUCCAACUGACGAUCACCACGAUGGCCUCUUUGCAGUUUGGCGACUCCGUGGUUAUUGCGUUCUGCGUAUUCAAGCACAGUCCUCAUCCUCACGUGCUCCUUCGAGUUGUUGUUCUGCUCUGGCCGAUGGUUAUGGUCCAAUGGUUGUCGCGACCGCGAAUCGUUUCAUUCUCGAUACCGUUGGCGGUGUUGCGAUUAUUGCGACCGCUAUGGCUUGAAUGGGAUGAUUUUGGUUUUGCUGCCGCUCAAGAGGGUGUUGUUCCGAGGACCUCGACUGGAGAAAUCUGGGGAGAACUAAAAUGGAGCUAG